Molecule: messenger RNA, 2216 nt
Organism: Procambarus clarkii (red swamp crayfish)
Lineage: Eukaryota; Metazoa; Arthropoda; Malacostraca; Decapoda; Cambaridae
Biological process (GO): regulation of DNA-templated transcription
Molecular function (GO): DNA-binding transcription factor activity
Source: RefSeq, a predicted model, not a curated record
GGCAGCCUGUGGCAUUUCCUAGCUUACUUUUGGUGGACACGGAUGUCUGCACGUCUGGCUCUGGCACACCUGUCUCUAGCGCGAGUUGUAUCACCUUAUGGGUGUCAAACCCUCUCAUAGUGUACAAAAGCGUUCUCUGUCGUACUAAUUGUACGUUUGGAAAGGCCUGGCAGUGACCAGCUUUCCUUUGGUGGCCCUCAACCCUUCAAGAUUGAUUUAAAUCCUUCUUUGUCUGAUCCAGUUGGUGGUCCCUUGUGUGGUGACCUGCACAUUGCACCUUAACCUGCAACCUUCUGGAGCAGGGCUGCAGGACAUUCCUGAAGAGGUGUGGCAACAGCUGGGGCAACCUAGCCUUGUCACGCACGUUCUUAGUGGACACCUAUCUCAAGAAGUCGACAGUUGCACAGCUGUACCAAUUGUCACGUGCAUAAUAAUGCAGUGUCUGUAAUUUCACAAUGGUAUUCGGUGAAGCUGCCUUCCCCCUUCAAAAUGGAGCGGUGUGUCGGAACUGGGAAAGGGGCCCUGAUCUCGGAUCAGAAAGGGGCUUCCCCAGAUCUAGGGAAAGCGGCUGGAACUUCAAUCAAAAUGAAGAAUUUAAUGAAAAGUUCAGUGGAACACACACUUACAGUUACAGUGACAGUAACAUGCAAGUGGAAACUGAAACUGCAAGUUCGGUGGGUGCUGACUUCAGUAAUUCUCUGAACUCUGCUCCAUAUCCUUCCUCUUCGAUGGCAUUCUUUGACCUGAGUCCACCCCCAGCAGACGGUAAUUCACAGUCUGACCAGGUUGAAGACUUGUUCGAAUUGGAUGGGUCUACUACACAGUGUGAUUCUGUAAAAGAUUCAAAUUGCUUCAUUUCCGCCACAUCUGAACCAAGCCUUUGCAGACCUAAGCGCCUGCUAUCUCCUUCCGACUUUCUCGUCUCUGCCAGUGAACAAAAAUCAAGUACACAAGUAAAUACAAGCUCUACAAACUUCCAACCUAUUUUUGAUCCUGUACCCAGCAUGCCUUGGAAUGAUGACUUUGAGAUUCCCCCAGAUAUUCUGGAGCAGAUGUGUAAACUUUUACCAGACUCUGACUUACCUGACAAUGGCAAUCCAAGUUCCACAGAGCUGGACAUGUACCUCGGUGAGCAAGACCUUUUAAGUGGCGCUCUUGAUAAGGCUGGCAUCUUGGACCAAGAGGAGUUCGAGGUAGCACCUCCAUCUGAAGCAGAAAGAUUUGCCAAAUCAGAACUGCCCACUGAAGGAGCCAAAGCCAUCUCCCAAGUAAGCAUUCAACAGGAUCAGCUCAAUGUUCCACAAGGUCAAACAAGCGGCCACUGGCUUGGGUCAGAUUCAGCGGAGAAACCCGAACUUCCUUCAAGGAUGGAUGGGUGUAAUUCUAUGUCAAGAGCACUUAAAUAUGAGACAGUGGAGGGAUUUGAAGUUUUGGUUGCAUCUCCAUCACCUGCGUCUGGAGUAUCGAAUGAGAGUACAGCAUCCUCUAGUGUUGGUCCGAUUAGAGGAACUAGACAGAGAAGGAACUCUAGAAAGCCUCUCAGGUUCAGGGACACGGUUCCGUGCGACGAUCUUGGCAUAACCCAAGAAAUGGAACUUCCUGUGGCCUCUCCAUCGGAACCUGUAGCUACGAUUUCUGGUCACACUACAAGGCAUGGCAGACGGUCAUUGCUUGAACUCACAGAACAAGAGAAAUAUCAAAGAAUAAGAGAGUUAAACAAUAUGGCAUCUAAAAAGUGUAGGCAGAAGAGAAAAGCUACAGUCAAGGAGAUGGAAGAGCAACUUGUAACACUUAAAGCAAGAAAUGAUCAAUUAAAAAAGAAAGAAGCAAAUCUCAGAAAAUUAAGAGACAAAGUCCAGAUGUUUGUUAAUGACUAUUUUAGAAAACGAUUGACCUCGGAUAACAUGAAUUAAUAGUUGUUUUUUUAAAGUAAUAAUAAUGUACAAAUUUUAUAUUGAAUUAUGUCCAUUGUAAGCAAAGUUUUAGAUUUAGUACAGUACUGAACUAAUUUAUAUUUUGCCUUGCGAUUGUAGACACACCAUUCAGGAAUGUGAUAUGAUUGCAAGCACAUAAUGCAACAACACCGGUACCAGUGAUUAAUAUAUUACCAUGUGGUUUUAUGAUAUAUACAGUAUAUACAUAUUUAUUUUUUAUCGUGUUAAGAUAGUUGAAAAUGAUAUAAUAGUAUGAUUUUAGACAAUAAAUAUUUGAAAAGA